AUGCUAUUUAGAAAGAGCAUGUCUGGUGUGAGGAAACUCUCAGGGCGUAAACCUGUGGUUAGCAAACUUUUCAACUGUUUCGCAAACAGUCCAUCGAGCGAGUCUUUUUCUUUGGAUGCUGUUCUGACAGAUGCGUGCAAAAGAAUUAAUAUUUCUAUUCCUUCUUCCUCGAAGGAAAUUGCCGGGUACAAGUGGUGGGAAAGGCUCUGUAGGGCUUGCGCGGACAAACCCUCAACCUCAUAUUAUGGAAGAGCAAUGCUGCGUCAGAGACUUGUCCGAGCAUUAUCGGAACGAUUGGCGGUAGAUGAGGUUUUUCGUUUAAAUGGACACGAAAUUGAAAAAGAAGACAUUAUUGAACCUCUAGUUGUGAUGGGUUUACCGCGGUGUAAUGGACACCAGGCAGCGCAUGUUUUGUCUCGUUCAGGGCUUUUUUUGGCUUUUAAGCAGAGCGAUACCUUUGCACCAUCGCUUCUUCUAGAUGUCGAGCGAUGUGAUGCAUUUUAUCGGCGGUUUAAAUGGUUUUCCUUUAUUUAUCCUGAUUUUUCAUGUGUAAGAACCGUUAAUCCCAAUCAAAUAGACGACGAUCUUACGUUGCAACUCAUGUGUCCCGAGUCAUAUGCAUGGGGAUUUUUACACGGACUAGAUGAAUAUCUUUUGGAGUGUUUACAAGAGGACCAAACGCCAGUGUAUCAACAUCUUAGGCGAAUGUGCCAGUUGUUUCAGUGGUAUAGACGCUGUGGCCACUUUUCGGAGUGUGUUUUGCGGGAUAUCAAUCCCAUUAAUAACCCAAUAGAGGAACAAAAGUAUGGUUCUAAAUCCCCCUUAUUAAAAGCACAAUGGCUUCUUUUUUGUCCUUUUGCUAUAUUAAGCAUUGAGUCACUUCAUGAAGCCUUCCCUGAUAUGAGAUUGAUUUGGGUACAUCGUGCUUUAUCACAGUGUAUUCCAUCAUUGUGUUCAUCACUGGCAAUUCAUAAUAGUCUCUACACGGGAAAGUCGCCGAGUGAUUCUCAAUUAGUAACAUUGGGAGACAAAGUAUUAGGUACUUUUGGGUCUGGAGCUGAAUAUGCCAUUGACUAUCUCGCUGAUUUUGAUAAGAAUCGUAUGGUGCACUGGUCUAAUCGGGAUGUGAAGCGGCACACAACACGGUUAGCGACGAAGACUUUGGACUAUUUUGGAAUUGAUGUAGAUAGAUACCGCCGUAUGCAGAUGAUCAACGGUCAAACAGAGUAUAUAGAAGUUUUUCGUCCUUUGCAUGAUGCAAAAAUGCCGUACUUUGGUUUGCAUGAUGGUGUUGUUAGUGAGGUCUUUGAAAGUUAUAUUUAUCAGUUUGAGGAGUUUGCAUAUGAAAAUAGGUUUGGUGUUACGAUUGAAGAUUAUCAACCUUUGGCAGCUCCUGCGGAUCAGCAAUCCCUUGGAACUUUGAGGGUAAAUGGCGGUGACCAACCUUCCUUUCCAUCCUUUGCGGACAGUCAGCCAAUAGAUGGCCACUUCUUACAAGAAAACAAGGGGUUCAAAUGA
Messenger RNA from Trypanosoma cruzi, 1518 nucleotides. RefSeq lists its product as uncharacterized. The transcript has a single exon. The record is from RefSeq and is a predicted model, not a curated record. Bases 1 to 1518 code for a protein of 505 amino acids. NCBI's taxonomy places the organism in Eukaryota, Euglenozoa, Kinetoplastea, Trypanosomatida, Trypanosomatidae.